CCCACCAAUUCACCUAUGUCUCAGGCGGUGCCACCUCAGUCUUGGGCGCCGCCGCUGUCACCUUAAAAAAAAGAUCCAAAAACACAGAAAAAGCGGCAGCACCUGAGUCUCAGGUGGUCUCGCCGAUUAUUUUCUCCAAAACACAAUAUCUGUGUCAAUACUUUUUAAUAUGCCAUAUUGGUGGUAAAUUAAAAAAAAACAAUAUUUGUUUCAUUUAUCCGGAUAUUGUCAGCCCGAUUUCAAGUCGACAAAGUAGGUUAAAGAGUCGUGAUUGAAUCGAUUUAGCAUGUUUAAUCUAGACUAGAUAUGUAAAAUAAUUAUUGAUGUCACAUCUAUUGCGUACAGUAGCCAGAAAUAUUGCUAAGGUGGGUCAAAAAAGAAAACAUAGCAUAAAUUAUAUUAAUCGUUUACAAUGAUCCACGACGUGUUUUCAUAAUCUGAAAAGUAUUUAACAUACAUUCAUCAUCGAAACUGUCAAAGAUGUCACUCUUAAGGUAACAACCUAAAAAAUUGUUCAUGAUGUCAUCACUCAUCCUAUUCUGAAGUGUGUUCUUCACAUAAUUCAUAGCAAAAAAUGCUAUUUCCACACUUGUCGUGGCAACUGGAAGCAACAACGCCAAUUUUAGAAGUCGAUAGACUAGUGGAAACCCUCGAUGUUUUCUUGACGCAACCAUUUCUCUAGAAAGCUCGGCAAUUCCUUUUAAUCCUGCAAACCUCUCAAUUGUCUUCAUAUCAAAUAUAUAAGCAUCUAGUUGAUGAAGGUCAAGAUGUAAAAUAUCAUCUUUAGCGAACUCAUUAAGGAGUCGUUUGGAUGAGGGAAUGUAUAAACGAGAGAUUUAUGGUCAAAUCUCUCAUUUAAAACCCUAGAGAUUUGAUAUGUAGGAUUUGGGUCAAAUCCGUCGUUUGGAAUUGAAAGUAGGUAUUUAACCUAAUAAACAAAUGUACAAUUAUGCCCAUUUUUAUGAGCAUCUAUCUUCAUCUUCUCUUCUAUCUCUUUCGUCGGCGCAGAUGGCAGCCAUGACACUCCUCCUCCCUCCAUCUCUGUUGUCGUCUUCCAAGGACAGUACCAGCGUCGCUCCAUUUCUUCUUUGCCCACAAAAAAUACAUCCCAAACCCAAAAUCGACCCUCUGUAACCCAAAACAGAACGCCCAAUCCUAGAAAUUGGUUGUCAGAGAGGAGAUAUGUAAGGGAGGGUUUUGAAGGAGGAAAAGCUGGGUUGCGGCCGGCGGCGCGAUUCGAAGGUCCGCUAAGAGAGAUCCCCUCACGAAUUGCUCCCCUGAGUGCCUCCGUCAAUCCAUGUGGUUACUUGGGCUCUGGCGCCUUCCAUCGAUAAGAAGCGAUUAGCAAAACCCAUCUCAAAUCCCACAUGGGCUCCAAUUGAGGGCAGGGAAGCCAUCCGGUGAAAAGUAUCGAACCUCCAAUUGACAAAUCCAGAUUGCGACGGUGAAAAGCGGCGAACCAACUUCAACGCCGCUCAAUCCCUGGCUUCUGUCUUGGCAUUUGUGAUGUUGGUGGUGGACGACGACGACAAGAUUGAGAAGCCCAGUCGAUGGCGACUCAAUCGACGGGAAGGGUGUUAGCUGCUGGCGCCAGUAGGGAAAAUGAUUGGACUGAGCAAGAGUUUGGACUGAGCAAGAGUAAUUGGACGAAAAGAUUAACGGAAGGUUACAACCGAUUAGGGGUAAGAUUUGGAAAAAAAUGAAAUAAAAAUGAGAGAUUUAGAAAUAGCUUAUGGGCAUUAGUUAUUUUUAAAUCCUACAUUUGUGGGUUUUUAAAAUCUCUCAUGUCCACAAUCUCUCAUCUUCGCAAACACAGGAUUGUUUAAAAUCCUGCAUAAUGAGAAAUUGUUUUAAAAUCUCUCACAAAUUCAAUUAACAAUCCUGCAUCCAAACAACCCCUAAGAUAAAAGGUAGCAAGCUUCACCAACUUCUCCUUGUCAAAGUUUACAAAUAAAUCAUCUGGAUUUAAGCAUGCCACACACCAUAUCAAUUCAAUGUUGACUUCAUCAAAGCGACUGUUAAGCUCUUGUAACUGCAUAUCCACAACUGUAUAAAAUAACUCAACCUUGUAAUGGUGGAGAUUGGUGAUUUGUUGAGCAUUUCUUCUAGGUCGCCCAAGAGGAAAGUAUAGAUCAUCCAUGUUGACAAAGAAUACUAGCUCACCGUCAACAACGAGAUGAAUGUGGAGCUGGAGUCGAAGUCGGAAUCGAAAUUAAAGAACAAAGCAAUCGGAGCAGCCCUUUGUGGAAUGGGUAUUUUUUCCGCUUUGUGUGAGUUUCGUUUGGUUCAGGGGACGAGCUGAUGGCUGCAGCUAUCGUUUUGGGGAGGAAAGUCGAUAGGGUUAGGAAUUGUGAUGGGCAUUGGAAAAUAGGCGAAGUUGUUGUUUUUAAUAUCUGAAAUACUAAACCUUUAAUAAUUAACUUAAAAGUUCACCUUAACUCAACAUAUAGCCAGUAGCGUGGUGGCUGAAGUGUUGUUCCGAUGUAGGGUAAGGGUGGGUCAUGAGACCUUCCUUGGUUGCAUAUGGCUCCGGAAGUGGGUUAGGGUGAUUACUUGUUUUUUAGUAAUCAUGAUGGCAAUCUCUUUUACCCCCUCCCACCGCAGCAGUCUCCCACCCCUCUGUCACAUGUGGCAGAUGACAUGGCGCCAACAAGGUGACAACAUGGCAGCAGCACAUGUGGCAUGCAUGGAAGACUAGUAGCAUAGAGAUGCUCCUAGGAUUCUCCACCAUAAUGUAGAGCUUUAUAGUGCACUUAUGAGUCACAUAAUGGUGACAUUGAUAGAGUGCAUAAUGGGGGGACUUAAUGGGGGUGUAUUGAUGUAGUAGAGGGACUUAAUGAGGGGCAUUGAUUCCUUGUAUGUGGAGAGGCCUAUAUAAGGAGCCAUCUCCCUCAUUUGUACUCAUUCCAUCAUUUUUUAGAGUAAUACACACUAGAGAGUUCUCCCAUUUCCUUUGUCUUUGUUCUUUGCUUUCAAGUGAGUUGAGAGAAAGGCUGCCUAGCGCUCUAACGGAAUUGAGAGCUAGGGCCGCACGAUCGAGAGUAAGGUCGUGACAAGUGGUAUCAGAGCCUGGUUCGGCUUUGUGCUAGCAAAGUUGAACCUAGAGCCAGAAGGAAAGGAAGAACCUCACCAAAAAUGUCGGGAUCAGAAGUCCACGACGAUGAGAAGCACCGUGGAAGGGAUGCCGUGAAGAAUACCAAACCAACGGGUGAGAAGUCAAGCACUCGUGAUCCCAUGACGUCUCUAGAGAGGCGUGUCUCUAGAAUGGAGGUGAAGUUGGCAGAAGACAUCAGUGCCAUCGAGGAUUUGGGAGCAAACUUCACCCAAGUCGAAAGCGAUUGUCAAGGUAUGAAUGCUCGUUUGUCGAGCUUGGAGAUUGGUCAUGAUGGCCUACGAGAAGAGCUUGUGGCCCUCAUCAACAACACCAUCAACACAUCCUUGAACAACGCCAUUGAAGUUGUCAAAGAGCAUGUCCAGGCUGAGCUGGUCGGCGUGAAGGAGGAGAUUGCAGAUCUCAAGAGUGAGGUCACCCUCGUGAAGAGAGCCAUGGCUAGCGGACCAGCCACGGUGCAAUCCGUCCCACGUGCUGAUAUUCCAAGACCGAAGAGCUUCGGAGGUUCACGGAAUGCGAGGGAGUUAGAGAACUUCCUUUGGAGUCUUGAGCAGUACUUCAAGGCGUCCGGCAUCCAAGAGGAUGAGGUAAAGAUUCGUACCGCUCCACUUUACUUGGUUGAUGUUGCCAUGGUGUGGUGGAGGCGACGUGAAGCGGACGUCGAAAGAGGUACUUGUGUGAUGGUAACGUGGGAAGAUUUCAAGAAAGAAAUCAAGAGGCAGUUCUACCCAGAGAACGUGGAGUUUGAAGCCCGUUCGAAGUUGAGAAGACUCACCCAGAGGGGUGGAGUUCGAGAAUACGUGAAAGAAUUCUCGGAGCUGCUUCUAGAGAUCCCGGACAUCACGGACAAGGAGGCCAUGCACGGCUUCCUUGAUGGGCUGCAACCAUGGGCCAAGAUGGAGAUGCAACGUCGAGGGGUGCAAGACCUUGCAACUGCCAUGGCCACGGCAGAGUCUUUUGUCGAGUACAAACGACAAGAGAGCAGCGGCAGAGAGAAGAGUUCGAAGCCCAACAAGGGUGGAGAACAGCAGAAGCCUUUCAAGGAGGGUCCUCGCACUCAACAACACCAAGGUGGUUCGAGCAAAGGGGGUAAGUACGAGCCAAAACCCAUGACUUGCUUCCUUUGCGACGGACCACAUCGAGUGCGAGAUUGCCCAAGGAAGGCGAGAUUGGCAGCCAUGGAAGCUCAAGAUGAGGAGCCCAAGGCGGCGGAGGCCAAGAUUGGCUCAAUCCGCAAGCUUGGCGCGGUGAAGACCGACGUCAAGGAGAGCAAGCGGGGGAGGUGCUAUGUUCUGGCGCAAUUCAUGCAAGGCGAGUCAAAAGCCUUGGUGGAUACCGGUGCCACGGACAACUUUCUUCGCGUCGAGGAGGCAAACCGGCUGGGUAUUGCCUACGAGAAGGGGCAAGGGAGGCUCAAGACGAUCAACUCGGAGUCCAUCCCGAUCCAUGGAGUUGCUCACAACGUACCAAUGAAGCUUGGCGAGUGGGAAGGCCUCGUCGACUUUUCCGUCGUCACCAUGGACGAUCACCCAGUCAUCCUCGGCAUCCACUUCCUCGACAAGGAGGGAGUGCUUUUGAAGCCCAACUCCAACACGAUGUGCUUGGAGAAGGAAGGGGAGUUCCAUUCGGUUCAUCUCUUGAGAGAAGAUGGUCCCCAUAGUGCUCUAUCGGCCAUGCAAGUGGUAAAGGGGUUCAAGAAGAAUGAACCAACCUUUCUUGUGUCCUUGAAGACGGAGGAAGAAGGAGGCUCAACGGGAAUCACAACUCCCAUCAUCGAAGGUGUCCUCGAAGAUUUUGAUGAUGUGAUGCCAUCGGAGUUGCCCAAGAAGCUGCCACCAAGAAGAGAGGUGGACCACAAGAUCGAGUUGGAGCCAGGAGCGAAACCCCCUUCGCGAGCACCAUACCGCAUGUCGCCACCGGAGUUAGAAGAAUUGCGAAGGCAACUCAAGGACUUGGUGGACGCAGGCUACAUGCGGCCAUCGAAGUCACCUUUUGGAGCACCGGUGCUGUUCCAAAAGAAGAAGGAAGGGUCGUUGCGGAUGUGCAUCGACUAUAGAGCCAUCAACAAGUUGACGGUAAAGAACAAGUGGCCGAUUCCCAACAUUGCCGACUUGUUCGACCAGCUUGGAGAUGCGAUGUGGUUCACCAAGCUAGAUCUUCGCUCGGGCUACUAUCAAGUGCGGAUAGCAGAGGGCGACGAGCCAAAGACGGCUUGUGUGACGAGGUAUGGCUCUUACGAGUUUCUUGUGAUGCCAUUCGGUCUCACCAACGCACCAGCCACGUUUUGCACUUUGAUGAAUCAAGUGUUCGAGCCAUUCUUGGACCGAUUUGUCGUGGUCUACUUGGAUGACAUCGUUGUGUAUAGCAAAACACUCGAUGAGCAUGCCGAGCAUCUACGCCAAGUCUUCCAAGUCCUUCGCGACAACGAGUUGUACGUCAAGAGGGAGAAGUGCACAUUUGCCGCCACGGAGGUUCCAUUCUUAGGGCACGUCAUUGGUGGAGGCAAGUUGAAGAUGGAUGGAGCGAAGGUGCAGGCAAUCCAAGAAUGGGAGCCGCCGACGAAGGUGCCGGAGUUGCGGUCAUUCCUCGGCCUUGCCAACUACUAUCGGAGGUUUAUCAAGGGCUACUCCAACAUUGCAGCACCCUUGACGGAUCUCUUGAAGAAGAACAAGGCGUGGGAUUGGUCGGAAAGGUGCCAAGAAGCGUUCGAGGCCUUGAAAGCAGCGGUAAUAAAGGAGCCCGUGCUCGUGCUCCCCAACCCGACGUUGGCCUACGAAGUGCAGACCGAUGCAUCCGACUUUGCAAUUGGGGGCGUGUUGAUGCAAGAAGGGCAUCCCAUUGCCUUCGAGAGUCGGAAGCUCAGCGAGACGGAGAGGCGAUACACCGUUCAAGAGAAGGAGAUGACGGCCGUGGUGCAUUGCUUGCGCACAUGGAGGCACUACUUGUUGGGGUCAAAGUUCGUUGUGAAGACGGACAACGUGGCAACGAGCUACUUUCUGACGCAGAAGAAGCUCACCCCUAAGCAAGCAAUGUGGCAAGACUUUUUGGCCGAGUUCGACUUCGUCAUGGAGUACAACCCAGGCAAGGCGAAUUCCGUUGCCGAUGCUCUUAGCCGCAAGAGUGCAGCCGCAAGCAUCAGCCAGCCCACGUUUCCUUUGAAGGAGCGGAUCGUUGAAGGCCUUGGCCAUGACCCCUUCGCCAAAACCGUAGCGGAGUACAUUGAGCAAGGUAAAACUCGGCGGUUUUGGAUGAAGGAUGGGCUCAUCAUGACCAAGGGAGAGCGGAUGUUCGUGCCAAGAUGGGCCAACUUGAGGAAGGAGAUCAUGAAGGAGUGCCAUGAUUCCAAGUGGGCGGGCCAUCCCGGUAUCGAGAGAACGCAAGCGCUCAUCGAAGAAGCAUAUUUCUGGCCGCGUAUGAGAGACGACGUGGAGAUGUAUGUGAAGACUUGUCUUGUGUGCCAACAAGACAAGAUGGAGCAGAGAAGCCCGGCAGGCUUGCUAGAGCCCUUGCCCACGCCUCAACGACCAUGGGAGAGUGUGAGCAUGGACUUCAUCAUCGGACUUCCCAAAGUCGAUGGAUGUGGUUGCAUCAUGGUUGUGGUGGACAGAUUCUCGAAGUAUGGAGUGUUCAUUCCUGGGCCAAAAGACUUAACGGCGGAGGAUGCGGCACGACUAUUCUUCAAGAACGUGGUCAAGUAUUGGGGCAUUCCUAGCAGCAUCGUGAGCGACAGAGAUGGGCGCUUCACGAGCAGAUUUUGGCGAGAGUUGUUCAAGAUCAUGGGCUCAAACUUGAACUUCUCAACGGCAUUUCAUCCUCAAAGCGACGGACAGACGGAGCGGGUAAAUGCCUUGUUGGAAGUGUACUUGCGGCACUACGUGAGUGCAAACCAACGAGAUUGGGUGAAGUUGAUGGACACGGCACAGUUCUCCUACAACUUACACCGCAGCGAGUCGACCAACACAAGUCCAUUCGAGUUGGCGACGGGGCAGCAACCUUUGACACCUACGACGGUGGCAACGGGGUAUAGAGGCAACAGUCCGGCGGCCUACAAGUUCGCUAAAGGUUGGCACGAGAAGGUGGAGAUGGCCAAGUCUUACUUAGCCCGCGCUAGUAAGAAGAUGAAGAAAUGGGCGGACAAGAAGCGACGGCACUUGGAGUUUGAAGAGGGAGACAUGGUGAUGGUCAAGUUCUACCCUCAUCGCUUCAAGCAUCUCAAGAACGUGCACAAGGGACUGCUUCGCCGCUACGAAGGGCCAUUCCCCAUCGUGAAGAGGAUUGGCAAUGUGGUAUACAAGGUAGAGCUGCCGACGCACUUGGAGAUCCAUCCGGUCUUUCAUGUGAGCCAACUCAAACCUUACCACGAAGACAAGGAGGACGAGCAGCGAAGGGAGCCGCAGCGCGCACCAACACUCGUCACCAAGACACACGACCAUGAGGUCGAAGAAAUCAUGGCGCGUCGUGUCAUUCCUCGUCGCGGCGUACAUCCAAGCUUUGUGGAGUACCUAGUCAAGUGGCGCAACCUUCCGGAGAGUGAAGCAACAUGGGAGAAAGAGCUCACGCUUUGGAAGAACAAGGACUUGAUCGAGGCAUUCCAUCAAGAGGACGCGACGAGGGCGUCGCGAGCAUAGGUGGGGGAGGAUGUCACAUGUGGCAGAUGACAUGGCGCCAACAAGGUGACAACAUAGCAGCAGCACAUGUGGCAUGCAUGGAAGACUAGUAGCAUAGAGAUGCUCCUAGGAUUCUCCACCAUAAUGUAGAGCUUUAUAGUGCACUUAUGAGUCACAUAAUGGUGACAUUGAUAGAGUGCAUAAUGGGGGGACUUAAUGGGGGUGUAUUGAUGUAGUAGAGGGACUUAAUGAGGGGCAUUGAUUCCUUGUAUGUGGAGAGGCCUAUAUAAGGAGCCAUCUCCCUCAUUUGUACUCAUUCCAUCAUUUUUGAGAGUAAUACACACUAGAGAGUUCUCCCAUUUCCUUUGUCUUUGUUCUUUGCUUUCAAGUGAGUUGAGAGAAAGGCUGCCUAGCGCUCUAACGGAAUUGAGAGCUAGGGCCGCACGAUCGAGAGUAAGGUCGUGACACCUCCCACUGCUCCCUCUCUUUAUGUCUCCCGCUGCUCUCUCUCUCUCUCUUAUCUCUCCCGCUGCUCUCUCCUUCCCUCCCUAUCUCUCUAUCCAUUUGUCUACGAUAGAUCUUGUAAUUACCAUAUGGUAAUUUAGUAAUGGUAUUAAUUUAUGAAAUGGUAUACUUUGUUUAGGUAUUAGUUGAUUGUUUUGUUGUAUGAAAUGGUACAGUGUGUUUGUCAUAAUGGUAUUGAUAUAUUUUGGCAAUGCUAUUGUUUUGAUCUCAAAAUAGUAGUGGUAUUGAUUGAUUUUGGUAUUGCUAGUUUUAGUUUAAUGGUUUUAAUUUAUUUGUGCAAUGGUAUUGUUUUGAUUUCACAGUUGUAGUGGUAUUGGUUGUUUUGGUAUUUGUUUGACUUUUGUAAUGGUAUAGAUUCUUUAUAUUGGUAGUUUUCGUGUAACGGUAUAGAUUUAUCUCUGCAAUGGUAUUGAUGUUUUUCAAAGUGGUAGGGGGUUGUCUAAUGGAUUGGUAGUGAUUUCGUGGUUUUUCUUUUGCAGAAAGUUUGAGAAAACUAUGGAAAAGAGAUCUGGCUGGAGAUUACGGAAGUGAGAGAAAGAAAGAUAAUUAUAAUUAAUAGAUUUUUGUAACUACCUAAAAUGUAAUUUAUUUUUCCAUACCCAAUUUACCUUUAGUAACCACGGUGAUUACUACUUUUGUAGUAAUCACUGUAACCGCUCUGCCACUGAUUGCGUAGUUAUAUUAAUUAUUUGGGUUAAUACCUUAGUUUGGCCCGAACUAUAGACAAACUUUCUAUUUUGGCCCGUGGUACCAGAAAUUACUAUCUUGACCUGAACUAUGUAGCAUACUUCCUUAUUUGGCCCGGAGGCGGGUUUGACCGUCAAAUUAGAUGGUCAACCGAGUUGACCGUUAGUCAAGGUCCAGCUCACUUGCCACAUCAGCUAGCAGGAAAUAAUUUUUUUAAAAUUUUUUGUAUUUUGUUUACUUUCUAAUAAUAAAAAAUAAUAUUUUUUUUAUCAUACAAAUUCUUUUUGUUGGUGGUGUGGAAGAUGUGAUCGACAUUCAUCAUAUAUAAUUUUUUUAUAAUAUCAAUUUUUUUAUUAUUAGAAAGUAAACAAAAUACAGAAUUUUUUUUUGACAAGGAAAUAAAAUACAGAAAUUAAAAAAAAUUAUUCUCUGCUAUGUGGCAAGUAAGCUGGACUUUGACUAACGGUCAACCAAGUUGACCGUCCAAUUUGACGGUCAAACCCACAUUCGGGCCAAAUAAAGAAGUAUGCUACAUAGUAAUGCUAGAAUAACAAUUUCCGAUAACA
Linum trigynum is the source of this 9497-nucleotide messenger RNA. The record is from the annotation of a GenBank genome assembly. Lineage: Eukaryota; Viridiplantae; Streptophyta; Magnoliopsida; Malpighiales; Linaceae.